This is a messenger RNA of Cinara cedri, 6079 nucleotides long. Lineage: Eukaryota; Metazoa; Arthropoda; Insecta; Hemiptera; Aphididae. The record is from the annotation of a GenBank genome assembly.
GGCGGUUAAACGCGCGCACCAUGAAGUCGUUGUGUAGCCUUACGCGCCAUUUGCCGUCAUUACUCCGUUGUUCUUCGCACUAUCUGCUCUUGUUUGAUCUUGGACCAGUUCCGUUGCCGUUACAUUCACCUUUAUUGUUCGUCCGUAAUUUUAAAUCGUGUGGCCCGCGACCGAUCGCCGAAGACGAUACUACUGCAGAACAAUACGCAAACCAUUCGAAGUCCCUACGUUUAUUGACCAUGGCUGUUAACGAGUACAAUAAUGACAACUGUUGUCGGACCUCCCGACCCCAUCUGCCAUAUACGGUGUUCAUCGAGGGCAACAUAGGCAGCGGGAAGACCACGUUUCUCGAACAAUUUGCCGACUGUCCGAACGUGUACAUGGCUAAAGAACCCGUGCACAAAUGGCAAGACGUAUGUGGACACAACUUUUUGGUAAAUGUCCCGCAGUUCUCGGUCUCUUACGUGGCCGCCCACCGCAAUUCGUAAACCUCAUUUUACUUAUUUUUUCCGAUUUUGCGAAAUAGGGUCUGAUGUACCAAGACCCGAAACGUUGGAGUUUUGCGUUCCAGUCCAUCGUACAGAGGACAAUGUUAGAAUUGCACCAGGCCCUACCCGAACACGGACAAAAUAUCAAAAUUAUGGAACGGUCAAUAUACAGUGCCAGGUGUAUAUAAUUUUUUUAUUCUAUUCGAAAAACUUUUAACUCAGUAUUUGAACUUUUGUAAUAUAUCAACUGUUUAAACAUACAUUUUUUUCAUGCCAUGCUAAGAAUAGGAAUGUUUUAUGAUUUUGCCCUCAUAUGCUUAAAACAUGACUAUUAAAUUCUAAGUAAGGAUGUUGAAUUUUGAAUUGAUAUUCAUUUUUUUUUUGAGAAAUUGCUUAAAGAUGGGUAAUUGAAUGUUGAAUUUAGUACUUAAGUCAUACAGUUUUAAAAAAAAUGUAAACUAAUUAUAAAUAAUGGAAAGAUAUGUUUUACCCGUGUAGGGCUUCUGGAUAUUGAUGUACUUAUGUACAGUUGUUCAUUUACGUGUAUUUAGUUCACCAUAUGCUUGAAAGUGGUAGAGGUGCUCCACCGUACAAAUAUAUUUUUUUUUGCCCUAUCGAAAAAUCAAUCUGUCUUUAUAGAUUGUUAUGCCUACUCACAAAAGUAUCUACAGUUUUAAUGUCUUAACAAUAAAUAUUAAACACAUUUAAAAUAAUGUUGAAUAUAUCAAUGGUGCAAGUUCAAAUUUAUAUAAAAUUUCAAGACAAAAAAACUCCAAAAGUAUUUAGUUUUAUUAUAUUUCUUAGACUGUAAGAAACGUAUAGAUCAUAUCUAAAGCAUUUUUUUAGUAUUGUGUAAUUAGUUUUUUUUUCAAGAUUUUUACUAAACAAAAGUACCAUUUAUUGUUUGAUAUCCAAAAUUAUAUAGAUUACAGUGACAAACAUACCAUGUUAAUAUUUUAACAAUUAAUAUUGAAUAACUCAAAAAAUGUACAUAAAUUAUAUAUUAUACUCACAAAAAUACUAUGUAGACAUUCUUACAACAAAUAAAAUACAAAUUUAAAAAAAUUGCAUAAUGCAGUAUAUUGUGCAUAUAUAUAUAUAUAUAUAAAUGCAAUAUUUAAAAUUUAAUUAUAAAUGGUUUAAUGCAAUAACAAGUUCAUUAAAAAUUUAAUAGGAAAUUAAUUAGAUAAAUAGCUUUUGAAGAUUAAGUGGAUAUAGUAUUAAUUUUACAAAUAAAACAUAUACAUUCAAUUCAUAUUUAACUAUCCAAUUAGUGAUUAUAAGUUCUUCGAAAAUAUGUUGUAACGAAUAAUAAAUAAUAUUUAAUGCUAUCAGUUUUUGUUAUAAUAUUUACUAUGAUUAUUUAUUAUUGUGUGCGCCUUUUCCAUGUUUAUUCUGUCUACCAGAAAUUUUUCCCUAAUCAUAAAUUGACUACAGCUUUUUGUAGCAUUUUAUGUUUUAUUGAUGUGUUGAGGUAAAUUUUUGAUUUUUUAAGUAGUUUUAAUGAUAAUUUUGAUAAUAAUAAUAAUAAUAAUAAUAAAACUUGAGAAAAUUGACAAAUUUACAGCAAUAAAAAUUUCAUGAUUUUUUAUUGUAAUUUGAUUUAAAAUAAUCAUAGAAACUGACAUUUUCAAACAAUUGUAGCAAUGUUUAAGUAAUGUAUAGGCAUUUGGUGUUUCCUAGUUUUUUUUUUUUUAGCUUUUAUUUCAUUUUAUGUGGAUAAGAAUGUUGUUUUAGCAGAUCAAAAACACAUAAAUAUUGUACAGUUAGUUUAUUUUUAAACAGGGUUAUAAAUUGUGGUUAAACCAAACAAAAAGUUUGGCGUAUGUGUCUUUAUUUUUUUUUAUAGGUGUUAAGUUACAAUUUUGAUAAAAAUUAUGAAAUUUAAUUAGUUUUAUUAUUAGCAUUUUAUAUGUUUUUUAAUAGUUAAAGUUAAAUAUUUUAUAGUUUUAAUGUUAAUAUAUUUGACUAUUUGACUGGGAUAUUUAAAAAUUAUAGUUACUUGGAUUUAAUUUUUAAAUCAAAAGUAAAUUACAGAUAAAGUAAAUAAGUAUUUAAACUGACAAUAAUAUUUGAGUAGUUUUUUAUCGAAAUUAUUGAUUUACUUUUACGUAGCAAUAAAUAAUUUUUCUAUCAACAUCAAUGAUUCAUGUGAUGUGCUCAGUUUUCUGUUGUAUUUUUUUUAGUAUAAUAUUAUAUUUUGAUUUAAGGGCGUUGGUCAACUUAAAAUAAUAAAUAUUACUAUCUAUUUGUAGACUGUUUUACUUUAUGUUUUUUUUUUCAUAUUGUUUGUGUCUGUAAACAACUUUUCAAAAAGAAUUUUUACUAGAAAUAUUUGUCCAAUAACAAAACAACUUAAGACUUUUUGUUUGAAUCUAGUUGGUGAUUAUGAAAGUGGUUUUUUUGAUUUUCCCUGUAAUUUUUUUUAAUAUUUGAGCAAACCGAAUGAAAAAAACUUAAAAAGAAUGGACAAAUUACGAAAAUAAUAGUUUUAUUUUUUUCAAUGUUUUUGUAAUUUAGUUAAAAACGUAUGGUAGGGACUUGAAAUUAGGACAGAUUUAUAUUUGCCUUUUCUAGACUUCGUAAAUUUUUCAAAACAUUGAGCCAUUUUUGAACGAUUUAUAGACAUUUAAAUUUUGUGAAAUUUUACAUAAUUGUUAUGUGGCAGGUACUUUGUAGAUAAAAUUGUUAGAUUAAACAGAAAUGAUUUGAAAAUUUAACUAGAGGUUCAUUAUAAGUUGUACUUAGUAGUAAAAUAAAAGUAGUUUUAAUAUCAGCCUUUAAAACAUGUAUAACCAAACUUCGCUCCAAAUCGUUAUUUGACGUACAACUUGCUUACAUAUAUAAAUUAAAUAAUUAUGUAUCCUACCUUUCUAACUUCCCAUCUAUAUUCUUAGUAUCAGCAUUUUUUUUUUUUUUAAUAAUAAACUAUUAACAUUUCAGAAAUAUAUUUAUUGAAAAUUUGUACAAAGAUAAUCUCAUGGCAUCUCCUGAAUAUGCUGUGUUGGAUGCUUGGUAUAAGUGGAUAAUAGAAAAUGUUAAAAUUGAAUGUGACCUCAUAAGUAUGAAAUAACAUGAAUUACUGGUAUUUUUAUAUGGGGAUUAUAUUUCAAAUUAUUUUUCAGUUUACCUGAGAACAGAUCCAGAAGUAGCUUUCCAAAGAAUCAAAACCCGAAAUCGGUUUGAAGAAAAAGAUGUUACAUUGGAUUAUAUUCAACAUUUACAUGAAUUACAUGACAAGUGGUUAAAUGUACACAAAACUGAUGUGCCAAAGAGUGUACCCGUACGUAAAUAUAACACUAAAAACAAUUUUUAUAACAAUUUGAACAUUGUGAUUUUUAAAUUAUUGAGAAAAAAAUUUUCAUAUUUAGAUAUAUUUAAUUAAUAUAGUUUAGUAAUUUUUAACUAAUAGUUCAUUGCAGCUUUACAAUCAUCAUUUAACACAAAACAUUAUAACAAAUUAAAACUUAAAUGUUAUUGGGGAUUUAGUAACAAAAAUGUUUAUCAACUUUAAGAUGGAUGUAAGUUGUUUUAUAUUAUUUAAUAAUAUACAUUCGAUGAUUCAUAAAAAAAGUACCAAUAAAAUUGUGAUUCAUUUACCACUAUUCACUAUUGCGUAGUUACAAAAGUAAUAGAAAUUGAAAAUAAAUUUGACAUGAACAAUUAAUGACAUUUUAUAUAGUCUGGUAUAUUAAAUUAAACUAUUUAAAUUUAAAAUUGGUUGGUUAUAUUAUGUUAUUACUUCAUUUGAUGAUCCAACACUUGUAUAUUAUUCUUAAAAAUGUACUAUAUAAAUAUAAUAGGAAUUUGUACGUGUUCAAAAACCAUUAUGUAGUGAUUUAUUUUAUAAAUCUUUUAAAAAAUACUUAAAUCAUAUGUUAUAUCAUUUAAUCAUUAUAAUUAUAUUAAAAAUUAAAUUUUAUGUUCGGUUUAGGUGGUGAUCGUUGACGCUAACCAAAGUAUGGAACAAGUGAAAAAACAAUUUAAGGGCGUAAGAGAACUAAUCAAUAAAAAUGCCACAGCUCUCAUUGAACCAAAAACAACUCAUAAAAUAUCUGAUUUGGGUAAAACUAUUAAUGAAAUUCAGCACAACAUAGUGCCUAAUUGUACAUUGGUGCCAGAUGUGAAUAUUAUUAGAGCGUAAAUAGAAUAAAAAUCAUUGUUUUAUUUACCUAUUUGUACAUACAUACCUAUACUUAUAUCUAUACAGAGUUCACCAAAAAAAAAUUAUGUUGUAAAAAAAAGAGGGAUUUUUCCAUGUGGUUUAUCAAUAAUCUGUUUUUUUUUUUUUAAUGAUUCUUUUUGUAUUUACUAUUCUAUUUUUUAUUAUAAAUUAUUUUUUUUAAGUUUUAUAAAUUUAGAUAUUUAGUGUAUAUUUUUUUGACUAAGACUCAGUAAAUCACGAGUUUUUUGCACACUUGAAGGAAUAACAGCACGUUUCUACUUAUUUAAAUUGUUUGUUUAUGAUUUUAUACAUUUAAUGAUGAUAAAUAUUUAUUUACACACUUACAAUACUAAUAUUUAUUAACUGAAGUAAACAUUUUUUGUCAUUUAUUGUAUUGUAAAUAUUAAAUGUGCUACUAUUAUGAUUCCAGUUUAUUUUUUGAUAAUAUCACAAAUUGAUUCACUGCGAUUAAUAAAGUGUACUUUAUUCUGUAAUAAAAUAGCAGGCUUCCUUUGUUAUUUUCCUCAUUGAGAAAAUCAUAUACUUGAUGUAUCGUAUGUAAUAAUUACUUUAGAAUACAAUUAUUACUAUGAAAUAAUAAUUGAAUAACAAUACAAACAUUUUAGUUUUCAUCUUUACAUUUUUUUAUAAAAUUAUAUUUGUUUUAAGAUCAAAAAGAAAUUACAAAACAUAUAUAAGUAAACAAUUUUGAUUAAUUUACCCCAGAAAGUUUUUGUUUUAACGUAACUUGGUAUACAUUUUAAAGCUGAAAUAAAGCAAGAUAAGCUAUAUUUUUAAACCUUAAUAAUAUUAUAAUUGCCACAUUCAAAUUUAAUAUACUAUUAUAAUAUGUCAAGGGAAUGAACUAAUUGAGCAAGAUAAUACCAUGGUUUUUAUUCAUUAUAGUUUUUCUUGGAAUUUUAUCUUUUAUAUUUAAUUUAAUAAUGUUAAUUUGAAUUACAUAUAAAAACCAAUAGUGUUAUUAUAUUAAAAUAUUAUUAAUUAAUUUUAAAAUGAAUAAAAUAAAAAUAUAAAUGAGUUUUCAUUUGUAUGAAAUGAUGUGUUAUUUAUCUUUUAAAAGCCCUGUUGCCUCAAGUAUGCUAUUACAGAUUUCUUUGUUAUUUACAUCUUGCUAUCUUUUUUUGUCCAAUUGAUUCAAAUCUUUUUGUAUGUGUAUUUGCAUUACAAGGAAAGAAGGAAUUUUUUUAACAUCUUGAACAUUUUGUAGACUAUUAAGAAUAUAUAAACAAAAAUAUCAUGAUUAAUUAAUUAAUAUAAACAUAAUUAAUAAUUACAGCAAAAAGUCUUUUAUUUGUUCUUCCAUUUUUUUAAAUUGUAGAUUUUCUCUGUGUAGCAUUAAUAUUUCACUAGGUAAAUCAUCAAGGGAAUCCUGAAAUAAAUUUUAUUUCAAUACCAAGUAUAUUUA